AUGCCCCGUGCGUCGCGCCCAGCUGCAGCCGGCGCGUCGCGCCCUGCUGCUCUGCCCAGCGCCAAGCCGCGCCGCCCAGCCCGAGCCGCCCUGCCCAACCCGAGCCGCGCCGCCCUGCCUCAUUCACCAGCCCCACCGACCUGCCCUGCUUCUACUACUGCUACUACUGCUGCUCGUGCUACUGCUGCUGCUGGUGGAGGUGCUGCUGGGAGUGCUGGAGGUGCUACUGGUGCUGGAGGUGCUGCUGGGAGUGCUGGAGGUGCUGCUGGUGCUGGAGGUGCUGGACCUGCUACUGACCGUCAGUGCCUGUCAUGGCCACUAUCACGGUAG
Messenger RNA from Closterium sp. NIES-65, 330 nucleotides. Lineage: Eukaryota; Viridiplantae; Streptophyta; Zygnematophyceae; Desmidiales; Closteriaceae. The record is from the annotation of a GenBank genome assembly.